Messenger RNA from Sceloporus undulatus (fence lizard), 3621 nucleotides. Its product is annotated as zinc finger protein 397-like. Gene Ontology annotation, biological process: regulation of transcription by RNA polymerase II. Gene Ontology annotation, molecular function: DNA-binding transcription factor activity, RNA polymerase II-specific; RNA polymerase II cis-regulatory region sequence-specific DNA binding. The record is from RefSeq and is a predicted model, not a curated record. NCBI's taxonomy places the organism in Eukaryota, Metazoa, Chordata, Lepidosauria, Squamata, Phrynosomatidae. The transcript has 4 exons. The coding region runs from base 212 to 1969 and encodes 585 amino acids.
GUGUUUCCUUUAUGGAAGGGAAGGAGAGGCUGACUUGAAACUCUUGCUUCCUAUGUAGUCUUUUAUGCCCUAGACACUGGAAGAAAAGCAGGUUUUGCAGGCUGAGCAGAUCAUUGCUGCAACAGAGAACAGGAUCAGGUGAGUUACAAGAAAGAGAGUGCAAGGGAGGAAGGAAGGAAGGAAACACAUCAAGGCAAAGUGUAGUCCCCCAAUGACCAACCGAUCGCCACGUUCCCUGGCCAAAAAAAUGGCUGCCAUGGAGGAUGGAAGGGAGUCAGCCCAAGGACUCCAGAUCCAAGCUGGGCUUGAAAAGGCAAUGAAGACGGAACAGAUGGAUCCUUCUGGCUCAGAGCUUGGACAGAGCUCCUCGUCUGCCAUCUUGGGUGAGGGCACCAUGGAGAGGGAGGGUUCGAAUGAAUUGGGAGACAUGAAACCAGAGCCAGAGGAAAAGCUCCAACAGUGCUGGGAAGCCCAAUGGCAGCAUUUCUUGAAGGACGUGGUGGCCACCGAGUCAAAAGGGGACGGCUCCCAGGUACUGGCCUCCCUGGGUCACGCCAAAGCUUUUCUGUCUCACUUAGGCCACAGCAGCCAGCAUGGAGGAAAGACAUUGGCCCACUUUCUGCCCAGUUUGAGGGAAGAGGCACAGAAGACCAACUGCGACAACGCCCAAACAGCUGAGGACAAGGAAAGCUGCGGUGAUGUAGAGGAAGAGAUUCCAGAGGCUGAGAUCCCAGAAGUGCAGCGCCAGCGCUUCAGGCAAUUCCGCUACCAAGAGGCUGAGGGGCCCCGGAGAACUUGCCAUCAGCUCUGGGAACUUUGCCAUCAGUGGCUGGUGCCCGAGAAGCACACAAAGGAGCAGAUACUGGAACUGGUGAUCCUGGAGCAGUUCCUGGCCAUCCUGCCCCACAGGAUCCGGCACCGGGUUCAAGAAGGUGGGCCGGAGACCUGUUCCCAGGCUGUAGCCCUAGCAGAGAGUUUCCUACUGGGGCUACCGGAAGAGCAGACGCCAGAGCCAUUCAGAGAGGAGGGCAACAAUUUCCUCAAUGCGGAGAUGGGUUCACCUGAUGCUUUCAAGAGGACCUCUGCGAGUUCAAUCAAACAAGAAAAUGAGGGAGAUGCCACUUCUUUCGGAGGUGACAAGAGGCUCCGCAGGACAAAGGCAAGCCAACCAGAAAAUCCUGGGGAAAGGAAAACCUAUGGAAUUUUGCCUGCAGAGGCUGUAUCUGGCCCUGCUGACCAAAGCGAAGCAGCCUCUGAUAACAGAAAAGGAAAUAGCUCAGGGAAGAAAUGGGACAGAUUAGACAAGAGUGGUCUUCCUGAAAAUAAAAAUACCCGUUCAGCGGAAAGACGGUAUCAGUGCUCCUUCUGUGAGAAAAGCUUUAAACACAGAUCCACACUGACAGUCCAUCAGCGCACCCAUACGGGAGAGAGGCCAUAUACCUGCUCACACUGUGAGAAAAGCUUCAUGCAUCGGUCCAACCUUAUUGUCCAUGAGAGAACCCACACGGGAGAGAAGCCCUACAAGUGCCUGGACUGUGGGAAAAGCUUCUGCCACCGCUCCAACCUGAUUGCACACGAAACGGUCCACGCGGCAGGGGCUAUGUACCAGUGUGUGGAGUGUGGGGAACGCUUUGAGCACCUCUCCCACCUCAACGCGCACAAGCCGGUCCACCUGGAGGAGAAACCCCAUGAAUGCUCGGACUGUGGGAAGAGCUUUAAUCAACGCUCGGCGCUCACAGACCACAAGAGGACCCACCGAGAGGAGAAGCCACACAAGUGUUCCCAGUGUGGGAAAACUUUCAGCAAGAGGUCAGCCCUCAUUGUCCACGAGAGGACCCACAAGGAAGAAAAGCCAUACCACUGCUCAGAUUGUGGGGAGAGCUUUAGCGAGAGGUCCGUUCUUGUGGCUCAUGAGAGAAUCCAUGUUGGGGAGAGACUUUGUUCGCAGCUUGCUCCUUACUACACAUAAGAGAAUCCAUACAGGAGAGAAAUACGGAUGCUUGCUCCUUACUACACAUAAGAGGAUCCAUACAGGAGAGAAAUACAGAUGCUUGCUCCUUACUACACAUAAGAGAAUCCAUACAGGAGAGAAAUACGGAUGCUUGCUCCUUAUUACACAUACAAGAAUUUAUACAGAAGAGAAGUGCAGAUGUUUUCUCCUUAUUACACAUCAGAGAAUCUAUACAGGAGAGAAAUAUGGAUGCUUGCUCCUUAUUACACAUACAAGAAUCUGUACAAAAGAGAAGUACGGGUGUUUGCACCUUAUUACACAUAAAAGAAUUAGUACAGGAGAGAAGUACAGAUGCUUGCCCCUAUUACACAUAAGAGAAUCCAUUUGGAGUGAAGCAUGGAUGCUUUCUCCUUAUUACACACCAGACAAUCUAUACAGGAGAGAAAUAUGGGUGUUUGCUCCUUAUUACCCAUCAGAGAACCCAAACGGGAGAAAAACAAUAUGAAUCCUCCAGCUGCGGGGAAAGUGUUAGUUCUCAACAGCUCCUCUUUAUUAGAAGAUAAUUACAUUUGAAAGAGAGACCAUUCAACAUAUGUACGAGUCAACAUAUAUGUUUCACCAAUCAGAAAGGACAUUGUAAAGCUGGAGAAAGCUGCAGAAAAGUGCCAGGUCAGUCACUCAGCUUGGAAGAGUGGCCCUGUUGCCUAGGAGAGUCUGGAACUUGUAGUCCAAAAAACCCCCCAAAUCUUUCCUACAUUCGGCCCAGUGAUUAGGAGGCCAUAGCAAACUGCCUGUGAGAAAAGGCUCUGAUGUUUAGGAUUAGUAUAGAAAAAAGGAUAGUAAAAAGGGAAAGCAUGAUAGAGUUGUAUAAAGUUAUGCAUGGUGUAGAGGGAGUGGAUAAGGAUAAAUUUGUUUCCUUUGAUUAAAAUAGAUCCUGAGGUUAUCCACUGAAGCUGAAUCAUGGGAGACUGAGGGCAGGGAAAAGAAAGUACAUCUUCACACUGUGCAUAGUUAAAAUGUGGAAUUCCCCACCACAGGAUUCAGGGAUGGCUGCCAACAUGGAUGGCUUUAAAAGGGAAUUGGAUAGAUUUGUGGAGAUUAGGACCAUCAGUGGCUACUAGUCAUGAUGGCUGUACAUCGCCUCCAGUAUCAAUGGCCUCUGCAUAUCACUUGUUGGAUGAUGUGUGUGUUGUGUACCCAAUGUCCUGCUUUUCAGCCUUUCUGUGAGUUAUUUGUUGGCCAUUGUUCUGGAAUUGGUAGGCCUCUGGUUUAUUCCAGCAGGAUUCUUCUUGUGACUAAAAUAUUUGAAGAGAACAUUAUCGUGAAUUAGGAACACUGUCAUCAUUCCUGCCUUUUUUUUUUUUUUUUGUGGACUUGCAUUUUCUGGGACAUUUCUUUGACGUCUUCAGAUCAUCAUGCUCCUGACUUUUGCUCAUGAUUUUUUUUCUUUCUAUUCUGUGGUGUUUUUUAAAUUUUUAAAUUAGCAUUAAUUUUAUUUGAGUAUGAUUUAUACCUUGCUUUGUUUCAUAAUCAAAAUUGGGAUUCCCAGCAACUAACGAGAUUGCAAAGCAGGUUCAAAUAAAAGCACAAUGUGAACACAGUCAAACCAAUUAUGAUUUUAAAAUUAAAGCUGAAUUAAAAGCAUUGUAAAAGCACAUGAAUAAAAGGCA